ACGACUUUGUGAACAGCCAUUAAGAAUAGGUAUUAAUAAUACAAUUCCCACGGGUACUGUUUAGUAGGAAUGGAAUUUAUGUUCGGCUUGUCAGUCAGUCAAGUAAUAUCCAGGCGGAAAACGCGGAUGCGUUUCUUCAACGGUAGACGAAUUUGAAGAAGCUACAUGUGUAUUUUCAAAAAGUAGAAUGCUUCAUUUGAUCAUUUCAAGGUCAUUCUUUGUAUAUAGUUAUGUCGCCUUCGUUGGCGCCAACGAGAAAACCUGCUCUUCUUUAGGUCAAUUACCUGUGGUGGAAAAUUCAAGACUAAAAGGUGCUGUUAUUGAAACUAUUCCUACUUCAGGCCUUGCCAGCUGUGCAAAAGAAUGUCUACUAAGAAGCAUGUGCAGGUCCUACAACUUUCAGCUUGAUGACGGAACAUGCGAGCUCAGUAGUGAGGAUGGCACUACCACCGAUGGAUCAAUUUCUAUGGAGACAGUACCGCGCUUUGUGUUCUCAGAGUCCAAAGCCUGGCCACAGAGAAUAGCGGGUGGCUGUGAAAACCACUCCUGUCCCAACAACACACUGUGUACUGAAACAAAGGAUGGCGGCUUGGCGUGUGUCCUUGCAUACUGCAGGGACCCACCAACUGUUGAAUAUGCCGCCCCUUCAAUGGUCAGACACUUCACUCCGAUAAACCAGUCAUUGACGCUGAAUUGCAAAGUUGGCUAUGUGCCUUGCGGAAAUAUGACAUGUAACCCAGAUGGAACAUGGACUACGAUGACAUGCAUGCCCGUGUCGAACUGUACCGAGGUACGGCAACUUAGUUCCACGUACACUGACGGAGAAUACUGGCUGUACCCACGACAACUGAGUGGAGCUCCAGUCAAGGUGUACUGCCAUGCAAUGAAUAGUACACCUUCAGAGUACAUCUCGCUCCCUACACCUUAUUUUAUGGAUUCCCCAAGGGUACAAAAUUACCACUGCAACGGAGAGACCCCAUCAGUAAAGGGUUAUGGAUAUUUUGUGUUUUCAAAGUUUGGUUUGAACAUUGAGAAUAUGGAGAUUGAGAAGGAAGAUCGUGUCUUCUACAACAAAACACACCUUCUAAAUGCUAAAGUGGGUCAAGUCUAUGACUGCUACUCCCCACCAGGAACUACCUGUGGCCCAGCAGGACGGGCUGUGAUGGACCUCAGAGGCACUGGGUUAGCUCUGAACAAGACUGUGACAUGGAGUCAUUAUGGAAAGGAAAAACAUGUGACAAGGUCAUCAAAUGACCAGUUGAUCGAGGUUCGGUGUGGGGGAUGGUGCGGCGGAUGCGACAUCAGUGGUCCUGCUCUCCUCUCAGUGGUUGAAUCAGAUCCUCCCCUGGAAAACACGGCUAUUAUCCCGUCGUGUGAUGGUCAAGUGACAUAAAGCCACUGUCGUAUGCGGGCAUUUGUGGUAUCAAGAUUCAUCGUUAAGACUUAUAAGCAGAAGCAUGCAAAUGAGAAUGAAUUAAUGAAUUAAAACUA
This is a messenger RNA of Haliotis rufescens (red abalone), 1491 nucleotides long. RefSeq lists its product as uncharacterized. The coding region runs from base 188 to 1393 and encodes 401 amino acids. The transcript has 7 exons. Gene Ontology annotation, molecular function: metalloendopeptidase activity; zinc ion binding. The record is from RefSeq and is a predicted model, not a curated record. Lineage: Eukaryota; Metazoa; Mollusca; Gastropoda; Lepetellida; Haliotidae.